Messenger RNA from Dipodomys spectabilis (banner-tailed kangaroo rat), 939 nucleotides. Its product is annotated as olfactory receptor 2L13. The record is from RefSeq and is a predicted model, not a curated record. Gene Ontology annotation, molecular function: G protein-coupled receptor activity; olfactory receptor activity. Gene Ontology annotation, cellular component: membrane. Gene Ontology annotation, biological process: G protein-coupled receptor signaling pathway. Bases 1 to 939 code for a protein of 312 amino acids. Lineage: Eukaryota; Metazoa; Chordata; Mammalia; Rodentia; Heteromyidae. The transcript has a single exon.
AUGGAGAAAUGGAAUCAAACUUCAAGUGAUUUCAUUCUGUUGGGGUUGUUGCCUCCAAAUCGAACGGGACUGCUUCUCUUGCUCCUUUUCAUCUUCGUGUUCUUUCUAGCCUUGUUUGGAAACUCAGCAAUGAUACACCUCAUCAGGGUAGAUUCCAGGCUCCACACUCCCAUGUACUUUCUCCUCAGCCAACUUUCCCUCAUGGACUUGAUGUAUAUCUCUACCACUGUCCCUAAAAUGGCAUUCAACUAUCUCUCAGGUCAAAAGAGUAUCUCUUUCCUGGGGUGUGGAGUACAAAGCUUUUUCUUCCUGACUAUGGCAUGCUCUGAAGGCUUACUGCUGGCCUCCAUGGCCUAUGACCGCUAUGUGGCUAUCUGCCACCCGCUCCAUUAUCCCAUCCGCAUGAGUAAAAUUAUGUGUUUGAAGAUGAUCAUAGGAUCUUGGAUACUAGGCUCCAUCAAUUCCUUGGCACACACAGUCUAUGCCCUUCACAUUCCUUACUGCAAGUCGAGGGCCAUCAACCAUUUCUUCUGUGAUGUCCCAGCCAUGUUACCUUUAGCCUGUAUGGACACCUGGGUCUACGAGUACAUGGUGUUUGUGAGCACAAGCCUGUUUCUCCUCUUUCCUUUCCUUGGGAUCACUGCUUCCUAUGGUCGGGUCCUUUUUGCUGUCUCUCGUAUGCGCUCAAAAGAGGGAAGAAAGAAAGCUUUCACCACCUGUUCAACACAUUUAACAGUGGUGACAUUUUACUAUGCACCUUUUGUCUAUACUUACCUUCGGCCUAGGAGUCUUCGUUCACCCGCAGAGGAUAAGAUUCUGGCUGUGUUCUACACCAUCCUCACUCCCAUGCUCAACCCCAUCAUCUAUAGCCUGAGGAAUAAGGAAGUCUUGGGGGCCAUGACAAGGCUGUUUGGGAUCUUCUUCUCUACGAAAAAAUGA